Molecule: messenger RNA, 3284 nt
Organism: Engraulis encrasicolus (European anchovy)
Lineage: Eukaryota; Metazoa; Chordata; Actinopteri; Clupeiformes; Engraulidae
Gene: timm10
Product: translocase of inner mitochondrial membrane 10 homolog (yeast)
Exons: 8
Coding region: 219-3149 (976 amino acids)
Biological process (GO): protein insertion into mitochondrial inner membrane; positive regulation of transcription elongation by RNA polymerase II
Cellular component (GO): mitochondrial inner membrane
Molecular function (GO): protein binding
Source: RefSeq, a predicted model, not a curated record
CGAGAGAUUUUGAUGAUUGUGUAAACUUUGAUUUGACGUCACCCAAAAUUGUACAAUUUUGGAUUUAUUCCAGAUAGGAGGGUAUAACGGUUAUAGUGGUGGCGAGAAUACAGUAAAGCCGACUGUUCUGUUCUGGACAAAAUAUUGAAGGAGCUGUUGGAGAGCAGAUUAGCUGGAGUGGAACUGCUAAUGCCUACGGACAUGUGAAGUGGAGUACCAUGACUCUUGCAGGUUCUGAGAUGUGGUGGUAUGACCAUUCACCACUGGCCCUCCGCAUGCUGGAGGAGCUGCAGAGACAACAGCAGUGCAAUGUCUUCUGUGACACACUUCUUCAGGCCGAGGGUUUUGCUGUGCCGGUCCACAGUUGCGUUCUGGCGGCCUCCAGCCCCUUUCUCUUCAAGGAGCUCUCCUCCUAUCCCCCGCCCGUCGGCCAGAGGUGGUUGAUCAAAGUGCCGGACACCGGCGCUCAAGCGCUAUUGACACUGGUCAGCUUCCUGUACACGGGAGAGAUGAGAGAGCUAGGCUUCGAGGAGUACAUGGAGGUGAAGGCUGUGUUCAACAGGCUGGGAAUGAGUCACCUGGUCCCUCACUUCCAGGUAGAGCCCAAGGACAUGGGGAGCAUGACUGGUGGAGGGCUGCAGUUCGAGUGGAUUGGAGACACUCCGCCCUCGGUGGACCCUGAGAAUAAACGGAUGAUGGCGGACGAACGGAGCGCAAUUGACAUUGCCACGCAGACUGAAGCGGCGCAUGCAGCCGCUCAAGCGGAAGCCAAGAGACAUGAAGGCAGAAGGAGAAAGUACAGCAGCGGCAGCAACAGCGAAAAUGUUCCUGACCAGGAUACAGCAGGAGCAGCAGCGGCAGAUGGGGGCGGUUUCUUCAUGAAGAUGAAGUUCAAAAGGAAGUGUAAGGGCGCGCUCUGGGGAAUUGAAGGAGUUGAGGACUCUGCAGCCCCCGUGGCGCAAGACGGCAAGCCUUGCGUAGAUGCAAGCACGAGUGGGAUCAGCCACUCCGCGAAUGCUGCCAUCACUCAGGCUGAGCAGGUUGCGGUUGAAAGCAAGGACAGGACAGAUGGCGUUCUUGCACACAGUGCUCCUUCGCAGCCGGUCCUUUAUCCAUCUCUUUGCUAUGGCCCACACACCGCUCCUCACCCAGAUCCCGACCCACACCCACACCCCCACCCCCAACCCGAGCCUCCCAUCAGCCAGCCUCCGAGCGGCAGGGCCUCGCCGCUGAGCCAGCUGGAGGAGCCGGUGGAGUGUGACGAACAGCUGGACAAGCUCCUGGACGAUGUACUGAUGGGCCUGGACAUCAUGCCCAACACCACCGAGAGAGGACAUAGCACCCUGCAGCCCACGCCGCUGCCGUAUCUCUCCACUGAUUCGUCAUCCUGGCUGGGAGCACCUGGAGUGUCCAGAGAAUUGCCAGUGAAACAAGCAGCAGGCCCUGAUCUGUUGCCGGCGCCUCAGUCGUCGUCCUCCUCCGCCUCCUCGUCAUUAGAUAAUGGCAUGAGCUCUGUCUCUGAACAGUCAUCAUCUCAUCCGCCAGAAUCACAGAGCACACAGCUGCCGUCCCCACAGCACGCCAGCACAGAGCCACAGGCAAAGCCAGAUCCGCCGGCAGAUGCCCCGUCCACCCAAAGAACGCUCAGAUCCCAAACACUUGCUAAAAGGUCCACAGCCCAAUCGAACAACAGCUCUGGUCAGCUGAAAAGGUCAGCAGUCCAGUCGAACGACAGCAGUUUAGACAGUCAGGAACCACUUGCUAAACGCCCCGCAACCCAGUCCAACAGCAGUAGCAGCCCUGCUCAGCCGCAACUUGCAGAAGGCUCCGCAGUUGAGUCAACCAGCAGCAGCCUGGCUGAGACUCCACUUGUCAAUAGCUCCUCAGCACAGUCAGACAACACCACUCCUGGUCAGCGACCAGCUGCUUCUGGUGCUGAUGGCUGCCUGGCGGCUUCUUCUAAUUCUCCUGCUUGGUUCCGUCCUCUGCCAAUUAACCUGGAUUCCAUGGUGACCCCUGGUCCGUCGGCCACUCAGAAGAGACAGAGGAAGAAAGCUGUGUCACAAUCAAAGAUGGUAGACGGGAAUAAUAAUUCUGCAGGGCUUGCAGGCUGCAAGGUGGAAAAGCAAAAACCUACAGUGAAGGGCAAUAAAAACCUAAAGACUCCUCCAGCAGUAUCUGAGCAGUCCACAGGGACUGCCUCAGCGGGCAAGGACAAGCUUCAACGCAUUAUUGCCAAGAUCAGACAAAGCAAACUCUUACUGCAGACUAAACCGAGAAUGUCAAACCCAUCACCGCCAUCUGUUCAAAAGCCACCUGUGGACCUCAGUGAAGACCCAGUGAAGGAGCAGUCCAUCCCCAGUCCCGACACACCUGUCGUAAAACGCAAACGAGGCAGACCCCCCAAGGCCAGGCUUGACCCCGUCAUCACCAGCCCAGCCCAGUGGACGCUGACACCUCUGAAGGAAGUGACAUGCGUCCCCAGUCCACCAGAGGUGACUUUGGAAACACCCCGGCCUCGGCCCAAGUUGAAAAGGGCUAAAGGACAAGGGCGAACCCCAGACACUGCUGCUGCUGCUGAUAAUGAUGACAAUGCUGGAAAUCUUGCUGGUGUGUUUGAAGCUGUGUCAAAGCACCUCACUGGGAGGGCAACCAGGAAGAACGUCACAAACGCGACUGGGACCCGGGCUAGACUAAUGCCCAAAGCGGCCAUCGGGGGCAGAUCUCCCGUUGUCCCUUCGUCUACGAGCAUGGCCAGAAUCCUCAUAGAGCGAUAUGAUGCCAACAGGAGGAAAAUAAAUCGGAGGGAAUGGAGGAAGGACUGGAAUAGCAAGACUGACGCGUGUUUGGAGAAUGAGGACGUGAUGGAGAGGACCUUGAUGAAGUCGCCAUGUGAUGAAAAUGGCAUCUCUGCAGAGAGGGAGGAAACAUCAAGUCUACAGAAAAGCACCAAAAACAUCAAAGCAACAGAAAAAGCGUCCUCUACAGGUUCGAGUGGUGAAGAGGAGCUGGAGGUGGACAUCAUGGCUGGCUCUCCGGUCAGUCUGCCUGUGCCUCCCCCUGCACCUCGGCCUCAGCACAGCCGGGCCCCCAAAGAUCCCUCUUCCGCCUCUGAGGAGGAGGUGGAGGUGGACGUUGACAUUUGUUAAUGCGGAUGGUUAAUAGUGGUGUCCUGGUGAAUUAAAGGAUGACCAACGCGUGCCACAGGAAGUGUGUGCCCCCGCACUACAAGGAGGCUGAGCUGUCCAAGGGAGAGGCGGUGUGCCUGGACCGCUGCGUUGCCA